Messenger RNA from Trematomus bernacchii (emerald rockcod), 2276 nucleotides. RefSeq lists its product as uncharacterized. The transcript is spliced from 25 exons. Bases 11 to 2131 code for a protein of 706 amino acids. NCBI's taxonomy places the organism in Eukaryota, Metazoa, Chordata, Actinopteri, Perciformes, Nototheniidae. The record is from RefSeq and is a predicted model, not a curated record.
GAUAGUGUUCAUGUGGUUUAGCUUGACUCACUCACUCCCAGACAUGACGGUUCAACUGAGCUUUCUUCUCAUCUUCACUGGACUUACAGGAAUUCACAGCAUAACUACAGUCAGUAAAGUGUCAGUGAGAGCUGGAGGUUCGAUCACCAUCCCGUGUCUCUAUGAGUCAAAGCACACAAACAAUGUGAAAUAUUUGUGUAAAGUAUCUACUUGGGACUUCUGUUCUGAUAAAGUUAAAACAAACAAACCAAGCAGUUCAGGAAAGUUUUCGAUCUCUGAUGACAAAACACAAAGAGUCUUCACUGUGACUAUAAAUGAUCUGACUGGAGAGGACACUGAUUAUUACUGGUGUGCUGUGGAGAUUGAUUAUGGACCAGAUUUGGGAACACGUUUCCAUCUGUCAGUCACUGGAGGCAAUCCAUAUCUAUAUGUGGAUGAACAGAAGAGGACAGGAUUCAGAGGAGAAGAAAUAACCAUCGAUUAUCACUAUUAUAACGCUGGAGAUAUAAAGUGGUGCAGGCUGGGCAGCUCCUGUGUGACACGGCCGAAUGGAUGGUUAGAAAACUCAAGAGUCACCAUGAAUAAUGUCCCUGGUCUUCUCUCUGUGACUCUGAGCGGACUGAGGACAGAGAGCAGCGGCUGGUAUUUGUGCGUUAAAGGAGACUUACAGAUGCCGGUGCACAUAACUGUUACUGAGAAACCUACAACUACAACAAGUCCUGCCACCUCUGAGCCUGUGAAGCAAACCUCUAGUUCUGCAGACCAACCACUUUCCACUGUCGAGGGUAAACAGCAAAGUGUUUCAGGGAACUUAAAGAGCUUCAUCAUCCCUUUGAGUUUGCUGAUCUUCAUUGUUAUGGUGGCCAUGUUUAUCUGGUUUAUGUUCAAAAAGCACAGACAGACCAAAGAAGAAUCCCCAGCCACAAUAAUUUCUAAUGAGGAAGUAACAUACAGUACUGUCAAGAACAAGAGAAAGACAGGUCAGCUUGGUCUCGCUGAAGAGGAAGUAACAUACAGCGAUGUUAAACACAUGAGAAGAGCUUCAGAAAAGUGGUCAGAAGCUAAUAGAGAUGUGGACGUGAUGUACUCCUCUGUGGUCGCUGUAGAACGUCAAACUAAACAAAGGUCUAAUGCAGAAGUAACAUACAGUACUGUCAAGAAAAAGAGAAAGACAGGUCAGCUUGGUCUCGCUGAAGAGGAAGUAACAUACAGCGAUGUUAAACACAUGAGAAGAGCUUCAGAAAAGUGGUCAGAAGCUAAUGGAGAUGUGGACGUGAUGUACUCCUCUGUGGUCGCUGUAGAACGUCAAACUAAACAAAGGUCUAAUGUAGAAGUAACAUACAGUACUGUCAAGAAAAAGAGAAAGACAGGUCAGCUUGGUCUCGCUGAAGAGGAAGUAACAUACAGCGAUGUUAAACACAUGAGAAGAGCUUCAGAAAAGUGGUCAGAAGCUAAUAGAGAUGUGGACGUGAUGUACUCCUCUGUGGUCGCUGCAGAACGUCAAACUAAACAAAGGUCUAAUGCGGAAGUAACAUACAGUACUGUCAAGAAAAAGAGAAAGACAGGUCAGCUUGGUCUCGCUGAAGAGGAAGUAACAUACAGCGAUGUUAAACACAUGAGAAGAGUUUCAGAAAAGUGGUCAGAAGCUAAUAGAGAUGUGGACGUGAUGUACUCCUCUGUGGUCGCUGCAGAACGUCAAACUAAACAAAGGUCUAAUGCGGAAGUAACAUACAGUACUGUCAAGAAAAAGAGAAAGACAGGUCGGCUUGGUCUCGCUGAAGAGGAAGUAACAUACAGCGAUGUUAAACACAUGAGAAGAGCUUCAGAAAAGUGGUCAGAAGCUAAUAGAGAUGUGGACGUGAUGUACUCCUCUGUGGUCGCUGUAGAACGUCAAACUAAACAAAGGUCUAAUGCAGAAGUAACAUACAGUACUGUCAAGAAAAAGAGAAAGACAGGUCAGCUUGGUCUCGCUGAAGAGGAAGUAACAUACAGCGAUGUUAAACACAUGAGAAGAGCUUCAGAAAAGUGGUCAGAAGCUAAUAGAGAUGUGGACGUGAUGUACUCCUCUGUGGUCGCUGUAGAACGUCAAACUAAACAAAUGAUUCAAGCGGAAGAAGAUGAUGUAACAUAAAGCAGGUUGGCUUAGCACCAGAAAAACCUGUGAAUGUUACCCCUACCCUACAUCUGUACCCAACGUUGGAGGCUUUUUUUUAGAUGACAGUCUUGCAAUCAAUCAAUCAAUCAAUGUUUAUUUAUAUAGCCCAAUAUCACAAAUG